AUGUUGGGUCACCAGUUUGCAUAUUCAGCAGCUCCCGUCCGCAAGGUGAAGGAGGUGCAGUUCGGUAUCUUGUCACCUGAAGAGAUUAAAGCGUAUUCUGUCGCCAAAAUCGAGUAUCCAGAAGUCAUGGACGAGGCAACGCACAAACCCAAGUCGGGUGGUUUGAUGGAUCCAAGAAUGGGCACGAUUGACCGGAAUUUCAAGUGCCAGACAUGUGGAGAGGGCAUGUCGGAAUGUCCGGGUCAUUUUGGUCACAUUGAGUUAGCGCGACCAGUGUUUCAUCCAGGCACGCAUAGAGGAUUGUUAUCCGCGCAUUCACCGUCUAAUGUGCUGUUCUCAGGCUUCAUCGUGAAAGUAAAGAAAAUUUUGGAGUUUCCUCUACUCGUUUCGCACCCCACCACCCAAUUUUCUGGGGGCUCUCUCCGCACUUAUGGAGAACCCCAAGCCCGCUCUGCGUUAGUUCUCGACAAUCGAGACGUUCUUCUACCUGAGUGUGGGACGCGCGCGUUUUCGGUCGCUUGA
Molecule: messenger RNA, 522 nt
Organism: Fibroporia radiculosa
Lineage: Eukaryota; Fungi; Basidiomycota; Agaricomycetes; Polyporales; Fibroporiaceae
Exons: 3
Coding region: 1-522 (173 amino acids)
Biological process (GO): DNA-templated transcription
Cellular component (GO): RNA polymerase II, core complex
Molecular function (GO): DNA binding
Source: RefSeq, a predicted model, not a curated record